Podospora anserina S mat+ is the source of this 1578-nucleotide messenger RNA. RefSeq lists its product as uncharacterized. The transcript is spliced from 3 exons. Lineage: Eukaryota; Fungi; Ascomycota; Sordariomycetes; Sordariales; Podosporaceae. The record is from RefSeq and is a predicted model, not a curated record. The coding region runs from base 1 to 1578 and encodes 525 amino acids.
AUGUCGUCCGUCUUAGGCCGGCUGCCUGCUCUCAUCACAAUUCUAUUCUUGGCACUUGCCGUCAGUCAAGCCUUAUGCUUCAUUGCGGCAGAUGAUGAUUCCGAGGCCGAUCUGACCCGGUACAUGGCAAUACGGAGCGAUCCCGUCCCCGGUACACCCGCUUUACUCGGUCUUACGGAGCAUAUCUUCGGCGUUGGAAGACGGGACUGCCUCGCGAAUGGGACAAACUUUUGCUUCGACAAUAAUGUCGAUUCAUGUUCCGGUUGUGGGAAUUGCUGUCGUGACGGUGAUCGAAAGUACUGUUGUGCCGCUGGACGACCAUGUUGUGGAUCGGGAUGCUGUUUGGCUGGCCAGAUAUGUUCUCCCAAGGGGGGUUGCGUCUCGUCCGUGGAGACGGUGACGAUUACCAAGACUAUCUUCGAAACCACCACCCGAAUCGCAACACAGCGAGCUACCAUCCUUGUGGUCAAGAUCGAGUCUUCCACCGUUGUAUCGACAGUUGAUGUGACUGUCUCGAGCGCUGACACCCAGACCAACAUCGUCUGGAAGACUGUGACCGUCACUGCUCCUCCAGCCAAACGAUCUGCUGUGCUGCUGGAAGUGCCGCAUUCUAACAGAAACAACCAUCCGUUCAAGGUUCCGUCCAUCACCAGGCUCUUCAUCUCUCUGGUGCUUGAGAAAAACUCUUCAGGCAGUAGAAACAAACGGCGAGGAGGCGUUGGCGGACUUAUACCGAGACAAAAUCCUUCAACGAGCACCAUCACCAAGUUUGUCACAGAAAUCGCCGACGUCGUUAGCACGACCUCGACGACUGUCAUGGCUCAGACAACGUCAACCUUCGUGACGACAGUCUUUCAAACAAACACUCGUCUAAUCCUCCCACCCCUUAUAACUUCUACCGAUGUUUCUUCUACACCAUCCACAUCUUCAUCACCAACCACCACCUCCACCCCAGCACCCUCUCAGUCCCUCCCCACAACAACAAUAGCAGGCAUCGCAGCCGGCACCAGCGUCCUAGCCCUCGUUCUUGCGGGUCUAGUCAUCUUUUUCAUCCGCCGCCGCCGCUACCAAACCCAACGCCCAGCUUCGGCCCUCUUCCCCUUUGACCCCAAUGAUCCCGAGCAUGACUACCAAAAGACGAUUCCCACGACAACCGUCACAGCGGAACCGACUCUACCGAAGAUAUUACCUCACUUUGCCCCAGCAGCACCGGCUCAUCACCACUCCCAGCCACCUGCUCUGACGCCAGCGUAUCAAUCUCCGCCGCAGGACCAGCAGCAGCAGCACAGGAGGAACAGCUCGGGGUUCACGACGCUGGUGGGGACGCCGCCUGGGAGCACGGGGUUCACGACGCUGGUGGGGACGCCGCCUGGGAGCACGGGGAGUAGUAGUGCUGUUCUUGCCAAGGGUAAGGCAAAGGAGUACAGAAAAUCAGGCUCGUCGUCGUCACCGCCGCCGAUUGCUGAGGUUCAGGGGAGUGAGGUGCCUGUUGAGGGGGCGGUGGAGGUAGAGGGGAGUCCAGUUGGUUGUUCUGGGUCUGGAUCGAGGAAUUGGGGGGGAAGGGGGUCGAUGGGUUGA